Messenger RNA from Misgurnus anguillicaudatus (oriental weatherfish), 1840 nucleotides. Its product is annotated as gamma-glutamyl hydrolase. Gene Ontology annotation, molecular function: gamma-glutamyl-peptidase activity. Gene Ontology annotation, biological process: tetrahydrofolylpolyglutamate metabolic process. Gene Ontology annotation, cellular component: vacuole. The record is from RefSeq and is a predicted model, not a curated record. Lineage: Eukaryota; Metazoa; Chordata; Actinopteri; Cypriniformes; Cobitidae.
GCAACCCAGCUGCAAUUUCUAUGGAAUUUUUUUACAGUGAUAAAUACAUAAAGUUUACAACAUGAACAUGAAGUCCUCAAAAUUAACUUGAUUCUCGCUUUUUGAUUGGUAAAUUAAAUAAUAUUUUCCUAACUUCCCUAUUUUAAUUUGAUGUGUUAUUAGAACAUUUUUUAUAUAGGAAAGAAAGAAUAAAAAACACCAGGAAAGAAAUAUAUAUAUAUUUAAUUGUUAUUUGACAUAAUAUUUGUUUUUAUGCCCUUAAGUCCGUCAGCCCCUGCCCCUCUAUGCAUGCCAUUUGUAUGUUUCAAAACCACUUUUUAAUGCAAAUCAACGGUGUCAACUCAAAGAUUUAUUAGGGUGCACCAAGACAUUAAAUGGGUGUAUAAAACCAUCAAAACUGUUGCGCUGCUAUAGUGUAACUCCAGGAACAGAGUUGGAAAAUGUGCAUUUGAAAGAGGAUUAAAAUGCAAUUUAUUUCCUGACCUCAGCUUUUUUGUCAUACUGUAAAGUUUGGCAUCAUGUGGUGCAUUUGGACAUUCAGGACCAGGAUUUUAACUUGACUUCAGAUUGACCGGACAGCAAAGUCCAGAAACUCACAUAACCAGCCACACAAGAUGUCCCUGAACUACAGACCCAUCAUUGGUAUUUUAGCCCAGGAAAACUGGGAGGGUGACCCUAACGCGCAGGGAUCUUCUUAUAUUCAAGCAUCAUUUGUGAAACAUCUGGAGUCAGCUGGUGCCAGAGUUGUGCCAAUCCACAUAAAUCAAACAAAGGAGGAAUAUGUAAAACUCUUCAACUCGAUAAACGGGUUGUCGCUGCCUGGUGGGAACGUGAACAUGGAGAAGUCCCAGUGUGCAAGAACGACGAAGAUUUUCUAUGACCUUGCGAUAAAAGCGAAUGAUGCUUCAGAUUAUUUUCCGAUCAUUGGAACUUGUCAGGGUUUUCAGCAGCUCACAAUCCUGACCAGCAACAAGAACCUGCUGACACCGACCGACACCAAAGCCGUCGCUUUACCUCUGAUCUUCACUCCAGGAUCACACAACAGCAGGAUGUUCAAAAGGUUUCCAAAAGAUCUCAUUCAGUCUUUAGCAGAAGAAAACAUGACAUCUAAUUUCCAUAUUUUGAGUUUGUCACUACAGAAUUACAACAGCAAUGCCAAACUGAAGAAUUUCUAUAGAGUCUUAACCACCAGUUCAGAUGGCAAGACGGAGUUCGUUUCUACAAUGGAGGCGUAUCGCUAUCCAUUCUACGGUGUACAGUGGCAUCCAGAAAAAAGUCCAUAUGAGUGGAUUGAGAAACCCGGUAUGGUUCACACGCUCACGGCCAUGAAAGUCUCUUUCUACACCGCACACUUCUUCGUCUCUGAAGCAAUGAAAAACCAUCAUCGCUUUCCUUCGCAAACUGAAGAAGAGAAAGCUCUUAUUUACAACUAUCAGCCGGUCUUCAACGGCCUUAAAAGCAUCUUCAUGCAGAAUUAUUACUUUGAAUAAUAAGCGUCAAUACCCACAAUAUUCAUCAUGACCCCAAAGUCAAUGGUAAAAAAUAUAUAUAUUUUAAGAGAUGUGACCACACACUACAGAGUUUUUAAAGAUUAAUGAUUACGCUCCUAUUUAUUCACGUCAUGCCCUGAUGUUAAAAAUCUGAAUGAUUUAUAUGUGAAAACAAUUGACUAAAUGACUAAAUGAAUCUGGUAAUGUUAAAGAAAGACAUAUGUGAAAACAAUAUCCACCUGUAGUAGACAGAACAGUACAUUUUCUGUGUUACAAUAAACGCCAGUUUACAGUCAUGUUUUUUGCUUUGUACAUUUUAGGAAAAUAUGAUAAAUUGUGCUCUAGUUUUA